AUGGGAGUUAUCGAAGUCAUUAAUAAUUCCUCAACGGACAUUUAUGUCAGUGUUCAAGCAUCUGCCGAAGAUGCCAGUAAUGGGGCCAGCGACGGCUGGUACACUCUUAAAGCCCACGGAGGGAGUGACACCUGGAAUAAUAGGGCUCACUGGCGAGUUGUAUUUUUCACCAGAAGCUUGACUCCAGGGGCACUGGUCGAGACGGUUUUUGGUGUACCAGGAGAAACUGUGAACAUCUACUAG
Molecule: messenger RNA, 243 nt
Organism: Aspergillus luchuensis
Lineage: Eukaryota; Fungi; Ascomycota; Eurotiomycetes; Eurotiales; Aspergillaceae
Exons: 1
Coding region: 1-243 (80 amino acids)
Source: RefSeq, a predicted model, not a curated record